CACUUUCUUCCUCGUGCGACCGCAGUGCCAUCUGUUGGCGAGAAGAACAACCAGUGCGUGUGGCCCGAGUGAAGAUGAGUUCCAGACCCGACAUCAACCGCCGCAUUGCGACGAUCGCCAAGAAGAAGAGGGCGAAAAAGGCGAAACCCAACAGGCCUCAGGCACCCAAGGCUCGAGAGGGCAAUGACAACAAUUCCGCAAGAGGAAGCUCUGCGCACUUCGUUCAAGACGAAGUAGGGGAGCCACGUAGGUUCAGAAAUGAGCAAGAGGCCUACAUAAUGGACGGAAAUGGGGAAGCUUGGAGGGGUCUUCAGGGAAGCCCCUUUGUCAGUAGCAACACUUGUCCGAGCCAGACCUUCGAGGAGAGGCCGUUGGUCGUGGGCAAACAGAGUCAGGGCCUCCCCGACAAUAACAUUAAAAACCUAAGACCACCCGAGGCCGCGAACGGGUUGAAACAAGUGCCCGCGAACAGGGUCAGCCAGAAGAAAGACGAGGCGCCCGCGACGCCGAUGCAGGAUAAGCAGGUGUUGUCGGACGGCCGCGAUCAGACCCAGGCGCCGGUCGUGAAGAAAAAGAAGAAAAACAAAUCGAAGAACAAAAAUAGCCAAAACGCGGCGGCGGAAGACAAGGGCGGCCUUAAUCCGACCCCGCCCGGGAAAUCCAAUCAGAGCAAGGCGCCCGCGACCCCGACCAAUGAAAACCAAGUCAUUUCGAACGCCGGUGACCAAAAUCAGGCGCCCGCGACCAAGAAGAAAAGGAAGAGGGCGUCAAAGAAUAAAAAUAAUCCAAGCCAAGUUCUGAAUGAAAGCACCAAUCAGAUGGCAGCCGUCGAGUGCAAAAACAAUCAAAACGAAAUUCCAGGUGUUAAAGCUAACAACAACAAAGCCCCUGGAAAUAAAAAUAAUAAAAUUAUUAGCGAAGGUGGCGAAAAUAAUCAGAAUCAGGCCCCCGGAGGCAAGAAGAAACAAGAUCAGGUCUCGGGCGACAAAACCAAUCAGAGUCAGGCCUCGAAAAAUAAGAAAAACAAAAAGGGAAAGCCUGCGGUCUUGACCAGCAACCAACCGCCCGCCCAAGCCCCUCCGCAAGUGCAAGAACAGACUCCCUUGAUAAUGAAUCACCAAGCACAGAUCCCUGUAAUUACGAACAGCCAAGGGCAAGUUCCAUUUAUUACGAAUAGCCUGGGGCAAGAACAAUUCCUCUCUUAUAAAGAGACCCAAGCAGAGCUCCCCAUUGUUAAUGGUCUCCCCGAGCACGCCCCUCUGCCCCAGGGUAUCCCAGUGAACAGCCCUUUUUCUCUCCCAAAUCACUUGAAGACGCCCGCCCCCGUGGCCGCG
Messenger RNA from Penaeus vannamei (Pacific white shrimp), 1334 nucleotides. The record is from RefSeq and is a predicted model, not a curated record. Lineage: Eukaryota; Metazoa; Arthropoda; Malacostraca; Decapoda; Penaeidae.